Messenger RNA from Aspergillus lentulus, 1062 nucleotides. NCBI's taxonomy places the organism in Eukaryota, Fungi, Ascomycota, Eurotiomycetes, Eurotiales, Aspergillaceae. The record is from RefSeq and is a predicted model, not a curated record.
AUGGAAGGUGUUGAGAGACAACAAUCUGCAGAGCCUUCAGCUAUGAUCACCAGCAGUGCUGAUCGUAUGGUGGGCAUGGACCAUGCUGAAGUACGUUACUUCACCAGUUAUGAUCAUCAUGGCAUUCAUGAGGAGAUGCUUAAAGACGAUGUCCGGACUCGGUCAUACCGCGAUUCCAUUUAUCAGAACCGCCACAUUUUCAAGGACAAGGUUGUCCUCGAUGUCGGUUGUGGCACCGGUAUUCUCAGCAUGUUCGCCGCGAAGGCAGGUGCCAAGCACGUAAUCGGCGUGGACAUGUCCUCGAUCAUCGAGAAGGCGCGCGAGAUUGUCGCGGUCAACGGCCUCUCAGACAAGAUUACUCUUCUUCAGGGAAAGAUGGAGGAGGUUCAGCUCCCAUUUCCCGCGGUGGAUAUUAUUAUCUCCGAGUGGAUGGGAUACUUCCUCCUCUAUGAAAGCAUGCUGGAUACCGUUCUGUACGCUCGGGACCGCUACCUUGCUCCUGGCGGCAAGAUCUUCCCUGACAAGGCUACCAUGUACUUGGCUGCGAUUGAGGAUGGCGAGUACAAGGAUGACAAGAUCGGAUUCUGGGAUAACGUUUACGGAUUCGAUUACAGCCCCAUGAAGGAGAUUGCCCUUACGGAGCCCCUUGUCGAUACCGUCGAGCUCAAGGCCCUGGUCACGGACCCUUGUUCUAUUAUUACUUUCGAUCUUUACACGGUCACCAAAGCAGACUUGUCGUUCAGGGUUCCUUUCUCCCUUCCCGUCAAGCGCAGCGAUUUCAUUCACGCCAUCAUCGCGUGGUUCGACAUUGAUUUCACUGCUUGCCACAAGCCCAUCAGCUUCUCCACUGGCCCUCACGCCAAGUACACACACUGGAAGCAAACUGUGUUCUAUCUUCGCGACGUUCUCACCGUUGAAGAAGAGGAGUCUGUGUCCGGUAUCUUGGAGAACAGGCCCAACGACAAGAAUCCUCGUGAUCUAGACAUUCAGAUUUCUUACAAACUGGAGACCACGGACAAGUUGCGCUAUGCUGAGGGCAACUGCUUUUACAGGAUGUGCUAA